Caenorhabditis sp. 36 PRJEB53466 is the source of this 858-nucleotide messenger RNA. Lineage: Eukaryota; Metazoa; Nematoda; Chromadorea; Rhabditida; Rhabditidae. The record is from the annotation of a GenBank genome assembly.
AUGUUCAAACUCUCGCUUCUCGCUCUCAUAUUUUUGGCGGCAGCGGGUAACACAACCGUCGUCUUGGCGAUAACUAUUUUGUGGAAUUUGCAGUGUCGAGUGUCGCUUCUUCUGACGAGUGUAGCCGCGAUUCGAGCAGUUCCAGUGAGGAAGCGCACCGUCGUCGUUCAAACGACGACAACGACAACGACGACGACGGAGGCGCGGGAGACGAUGUGCCGCCUGUGCCGGGUUCGGAUCCACGACCAAAUGCACCGGAGGCGCCGGGGCGAGGCUCGCGAACCACAUGUCCAGCCGGUUGGACUCGAGUUCAGCGCAAAGUCGGCGGAUGGUGCGUCAAGGUUUUCCAGGGCGUCGUGAAUCAAGCACAGGCGGAGUCGGGGUGCGCAUCGAACGGAGCCGUCCUUUCCGGCGUGGAGACGAACCGCGAAAGACAAACGAUCGCGGAGCUCGGCAAGAAUUUGAUGGAGUCGACCGGAUGGAAGUACGGAACGCUGAGAACGGGACUGCGGAGAAGCACUAAGCAGAGUGUGAGUUAUCUCGUCGCCCGAUCUGAUCGAAACGGGAACGUUCAGGCAUGGACCAUCACCGACGGACACACGAGCGGAAUGGAAGGCAUUGUCUGGAGCCCCGGAGAGCCGGGAAGCGGAAGUUAUGAGUGAGUCGGUGACGCGCCUAAAACCUCUCAAAAAACUACUUCGCAGCGGCUUCCCGAACAACUGCGGUAUGAUGUGGAUUUGGGUGACGGGCGGAAAACAGGUCAAGCAGCGCGAGCACGGAAAGUUCUUCUCGAUGAUUUGCCCGAAAACGUGGAACGAUCGGUUCAGAGGAUAUGUUUGCGGAAAAUUGGCCACCUGA